GCCUACGCAUGCUCAUGUUUGAUUGGAAAUUGCAGUGCCUUAAGUCAGUGCUGUGGGGUAUCUGUCAAAGGAGGGAAAGAAACUUGUGAAUGAGAACUUUUUUAUCUUGAGUAUCUCUUUAUCUGGUGGGACAUGGGUUCAAAGAGGACAGCCACACGCUCCUCUUCUUGGAAUGGAAGCUCCAGCAAUGGGGAUCACACCAAUGGGAGUAGCCGGCCUGGUGGCUCCAGCUACCUCUCUAACGUGAGGCCGGAAAACAGGAGCACACUCUGCAGUGUGAUGGCACAAUUAACUGAGGAAACGCAGCCCGCCUUUGAAACAACCCUCAAGUCAAAAGCUGUGUCAGAGAAUAGCAAUGUAAAGUUCUCAUGUGUGGUUACAGGAUACCCUACCCCUCAAAUUAUUUGGUAUAAGGAUGAUAUGCAAUUAGACAGAUACUGUGGGCUGCCUAAAUAUGAAAUAUUCCGCAAUGGACAAAACCAUUCACUGCACAUUUACAAUUGCACUGUGGAGGAUGCAGCUAUAUACCAGGCCUCAGCCAUCAACAAUAAAGGUAUCGUGUCCUGCUCUGGGGUUCUGGAGGUCGGGGAAAUGAACGAGUUCAAGAUCCACCAGCAAUACUUUGCAAAGCUCAAACAAAAGGCUGAGCACAGGCGCAAGGAAGCGGAAGGUAAGGAAAACCAGGAGCCGCUACGAACCAUCAGUCCAGAUCGUACACAAAGGAAACGCCGCUCCACAAUGGAGGCCUUCCUUAGCUUGCCAAGCUCCAUGGAGGAUGAGGGCAAUGAAGAGAGCCAUCAGCCUGUGGCUGUAGAAACUGAGGCCAGGUUGCAAGAGGCUACAGUGGAGGACUUGGUUGAAAAGCCAGUCACAAAUGGACAAGUUGUAAAUGAAAAUGGAAACAAGGGCGGGACAUACAUUAAUGACACAGCCCAGAAGAUUUUCACUGCACACCAACCCAAAACUACCUUCGUCAAGAAGAAGAUUAAAAUUUCUAACAGUGCAAAAAUUGCAAAAGCAGAUACACUGGGAGAGAAGGUGUCUGAGGAAAGAAGGGCAAAAGACAAGACCUCAACCUCUGUAGCUCUGGCCUGCAUAGAUUCAGUAAAGUCUAAGGGGAAUUCAGAAGAGGUUGUGAAGAAGAUUGUUAGUUCUUCGAUUGUUGAUUCAGACUCGAGAAACCCAACAGAACAACGUCAGAAAUCAGUAACUGAGGAAGGAAUGCUUGUUGAAAGGCCUUCAAAGGAUGAGAGUGUAUGUGUUGUGCCUUCACAGAGAGAACAGCUCACUGUGUCAGUAUCUCGUGCUGCUCUUAAAUCUACAAGUCAUUCUGUUUCAGGAACUGAAGGUAAACAAGCUGCAAAGCAUGAGAAGGAGGCUGGACACAAAGACAUAGAAGAAAAUUUGGAAAAACGGAAACAAAGUCCUUACCUCAACCUCAACGUUACCUCAACACAAUUACAGUCAAGUGUUGCAUCAACACUCUUAAGCAUAUUAAAGGAGGACAUUAUUAAAUCAGAAGAUGCUACAGCCAUGGAUAUUGAUGAGAAGUCAGAUACUUCCACUGGUGGAUCUAUAUCACACAGAGACCUCAAGUCAGUGGACACACUGUGUGAAAACAGGACUGCUUUGCCUCAGCGCCCAUGUGAACAGGCUGGAGAUCAGCUGUCUGAGAAGGAAACAAGCCCCUGCCUGGGAAAUGUGUCUGCGUCUCCGCCAGCCCGGCUGAGUGAGGUUACACAGGCCCAUACAAAGAUGAACAGGAAUGAUGCACCUGUCAGCCUUGAGCUUCCACCCGACCAUUGCAUGAUGGGCACCCCACCACCACAAAAGACUCCAUCAGAGAGAGAGACCACAACAGAUGGCAUCCAGACUCUUUCUUUGCACCGUGGUGUUCAAGCAGCCAUCGACAAAAUGACAGAGGACACAUGCAAUCAUUCCAGGCAAUCAAAUGAAAGCCACACAGUCCUUUUUACAGACCUACAGAAGUCAGCCCUCGAAAGCCCUGGUGGUGGUGAGGACACUGGAGAGUGUAACGUUUCGUCUACCCCCCUGCAAAGCCAAGUUGAUACAGCUAUAAAAUCUGUUGAAAGUACAGAAAUACAAGUUGAUGAGAAGGUAGAGGGUAAGAAGUUUGAUAAAUUAUUAGUGCAGGCUGACAGUGUGGCCCCAAAUGAAAAGACAGUUGAGACUGAAACUGCUACUCUACAUAUAGUUGAACAAUCUAAAACAGAAAAGACCAGAGAUUCAGUGGAUGAAGACGCUGACUGUGUCAUUGUGGAAGAAUCUUGUAAAGAACCAGUAUCAAGAAUAGCAGAGGAAAGUAGUUUGGACUUACAGAAUCUAAAGCAAGAUGAAUUUGAGACUGCUAUGCCACACGUAACAAAUAAUCCAGAAAAUCCGAACACACUGGAGCAAAUUAUGGGCUUCAAUGAAAUUACAAAACCUGUAUCAAAAGUCAUAUCUAUCGCUGAACUUCUGAGAUCACAAAUAAAGGCACUUGACCUCACGCUAGCAAAUUCAGUGCCCACCAUACCAGUUCAUGCUGACUUUGUACAAGAACCUACAACAACUGCUACAGAGACAUGCCAGGAAUUAGGAAAUGAUGACAGAAAAUGUAAACUGGAAGUGAAGAAGUCAAUACCUGACAGGAAAACUGAGACAAUUGACGAUACUUCUGCUGCAAAUAUAAAGGCAACACUUGCGGAGGUGUAUCAUCAGCUAAAUAAAACUGAUCAGGAUCAAAUUCAGACUCAAGGUGCAACUUCACCACCUGUUCAGGCUUUAAAAAAACCUCUUGUUAUAGAGGCCACAGUACUUCAUGCCAGUGCAAGAAAAUAUAAUGAAGUUGCUACAGACAUUGUCCAGGAAACUGGUGCAUCAAGUCUGGUUCCUUCGAUCGAUUGCCCUGUUGUCUCACUCGUUGAGAGUGAAAAUGUUAAACAUAAAUGUCUUCCUUCAGCUUCUAAGGAAGAACUGAACAACAGACCUACAUCAAUUUCAAACCUAUCUGGAACUGUCAGUCAAGGAUCUGGGACUCCUAUAAAGGCCAGUAGACAGGGGUCAAUUUUGGAGCAUGCCCAAGAUGAACCUGUUCAAGGCAAAGACAUGGAAUCAAUACAAAAAUUAACUCCAGAAAUUAAACUCAACAGCAAAACUGAAAGGGGGAUUACUGAAAUGAAUUCCACAACACUUUUAGAUCAAUGCAAAAUGGAAGAACAUAACACAAACACCAGUUCUUUGCAGGGUGUACAAAAGUUUCCAAAUCAAAGUGUAUUUAGCAAAGAUACACAAGAGAAUAAUCUUCAACUUCUUCAGCAGGACAGCCCUAUGGUUGAAGAAUUUUCAAGGAGUGACUCCUUAAUCAAUCCAACUCUUGAAGCUAGUCCGUUGUUAAAGAAAAGAAAUUGUGUUUCACCUAUUCCCUCUGCUACUCCACAAGAGCUGGCCUCUGGGGCCCGUCGCAAAAUCCUAAUACCCAAGGGUGAACCUGAGGAGGCCACAGAGGCCACAGAGGCCACAUCGUCCGUUGCUAACCAAGCUCAGAAAAAGGAGGUUUCUACCCAGAACAGCAAGCUUUCCACAAGUCUUGUGACCCCCUCUAUGUCUCCAAUCCUGUCUCGACGGUCACCUCUACUUCAGCCGGCUGGUGAACGAACCUCUCCUGUAGAAAGGCGUUCUCCGCUCUUGAGCAGGAGAAAGACAGCAUCGGAGACUCUAGCACCAAGCCAGCAGCCCAUUGAGGAGAUCCACACCCCAAAAACUGAGGGAAAACCUACAGAGAAGGACAAGCGUGACCCAUUCAAAGCUCCUCAAGUUAUUCGCAAGAUCAGGGGUGAAACCUUCGCAGAUGCCUCAGGACACUUGAAACUAUGGUGCCAGUUCUUCAAUGUUCUUAGUGACUCUACAAUCAAAUGGUACAAAAAUGAAGAGGAGAUUGCUCAGAUGAAAAGAACUGCAGGGGAUGAAACUCAGGUCAAUCUUGCUGUUGUUCAAGCAUCAUGCAAAGAUUCCGGUGUUUAUGGAUGCUCAAUCACAAAUGAAUAUGGGACAGACUCAACAGACACACUGCUUAGUGCAGAUAUCUUAGCAGGAAUGUCCCUACGUGAGGAUCUUGGUGUUGGAGAAGAAAUCGAAAUGACACCCCUGAUAUUCAACAAGGGUGUGGCUGAUUCUGGCGUCUGGGGCAACAAAUUAUUUGGACGUAUAAUGAUGAAGGAAUCUCAUAUUGGUGAUGGCUGUUCUCAUAAAGUCUGGAGGGCAAAAGUCAUCUACGGUCUGGAGCCUGUGUUUGAGUCUGGUAACAUGUGUAUCAUUAAAGUAUGCAACCCUAUCGCCUAUGGAGGCAAAGAAGAAAGCUGCCUUAUAGAAAGAAACCUGGACAUUGUCAAGCAGGAGUGUAAAAUUCAGAACUUAGCUCGUGAAUACUGCAAAAUCUUCUCCGCAGAGGCAAGAGGGAUUGAAAACUUUGGCCCCUUCCUUGAGGUGGUUCCAGUCUACCUAAUGUACCGACCAGCAAACACUGUCCCCUAUGCCACUGUGGAGGCGGAUCUGACAGGAGUCUAUCAGAAAUACUCCGUACUGGAUAAUACAGGCAGAAUAGACGUGAGGACUGGCUCUGGGGUUGAGCAAAAAUGCUGUGCCCUGCAGCACUGGAUCUUUCAGUGGACCAAUGGCAAUCUGCUACUCACUCGACUAGAAGGUGUUGACACGAAGAUCACCAAUGUUGGGAUUUCAGUCAAAUCUACGGGGCAUCAAGGACUAUCUGUUGAAGGGAGUCCUAAAGUUUUUGAGCAGUUUGUCUCCGAGCACCAGUGUAACUACUUCUGUGGGCUGCUUGGCCUGAGGUCACUAAAGGUGAUGGACUCCUUAUUGACACCAGCGAAGCCCAAGGGCUCCAGGAGCCCAUUACUCCAACGCAAGAUGGCUGCUGGUUCCUCCAGCCCUCAGACUGGCCGGAAAGCUGCUGGCAGCCCCAGACUGCCAAGAAAGGCUGAGCAAGAAGGAGGAAAGAACCCCACUAAACAAAAACCUGCUGACGCUCCUAAAGUUGUUAAGAUGGCAUAGAAUAAUGAUCUCUUAGAGAUCAAAGAUAUUCACAUAAAGCCCAGGAGGAGCUGGAGGGAAGAUAGACGACAAAUGACACUUCAGAAGUUCAAAACCCUUCAGAGACCAGGGAAGGAGAUUAAUAAAUAAUAUGACUUAAGUGAAUUUCAACAGCCACCAUUCCUUGCAAUGAUCACUUAUGGAGGACUGAUGCCCUCACAUGUUGUGGUGAGUCACUAUUGUGCCUUGCAUUUAUGUUGAAAUCCAAGGGCUAAAGCUGUUGUGUAAUAAGAAGUAGAUGCUUUCCUGGGUUUGUAUUCUAUCAGUCCAUGUACCAUCGGUCAUAGAUUGUGGAUGCUAGUCUCAGGUCAGUGUAUUUGUACUAUGUGACGACAUAAAACAAUUUGGGCUAAAGUGGCAUUGUAUGUUGUCCACUUUAUGUGUAAUUUUCAGUGUAAGAGCACAAUUUUUAUUCUUCUGUAAUCACCCUUUUCAAUUCAAGAAAAAAAAUCAUAACAGGGAUAUACAGUAAGCCACAUGGUCACGUCGCAUGUUUUAAAGGCUGGGAGUAAACAACCCUUUUUUCCACGUAUCAAUCCAAAUGUGGCUCCACAUGACACUGUUGUACAGUGGCUAAUGGUGCUUUUAUAUUGUAAUCUGUCAUGUUUACUUGCUAUUUUGCAUUGCACUGCAUUUUUAGAAACUGCACCUUUAAAUGCAACUGGCUGUAAAAUAAAAGAUAUAAUUAUGCAUUGUAUGUCUGGAGAGGCUGUGAAAGUGCAUGACAUAUGCUUUUUAAAUUCUGUCUUUCUUAACAGAAAUUAGCAUAUUAUGGGGUGAGCUGAGUAAUGAAAGCCAUCACACCCAGUCUAUCAGACAUCAGCACUGACUCAUUAUCACAUAUAUCAUCUAGAAAGAUAAGCGACCCGGUGUUAUCUCAGUGACUCCUAUUAUCUGGCACGGCUCCGUCACAUUCCUUUCGGUCUUCAUAUUGUCAUGCACACAUAUUUACAGCACGAGUAUGAAAAGGGUUAUUUGGGCAGAUUAAUUUAGACAAUUCUUGUAUAGCGACAAUUUAUUUUUAGCUUUUUUUUCUCCAGCUACAUCAGAAUUUUAUAAAAAAUGGAAAGCUGAUCUACUUUGUUGUAUCAUUAUACUGUAUCUAUCCCGUAGCAUUCAAGUAGAGCAGUCAAGAACAACAAAGCUAUCUUAGAAGAAGGACUUAAUGUCAGAUGAUCAUGAAAAUCAGUGGGAUCCAUUGUCUGGGGACCAUGAAUGUGAAUUUAAUGCAAUCCAUCUAAUGGUUGAUGAGAUAUUUGAGUCCCAACCAAAGUGGUGGACCAACCACCAGCCUGACUGCUAGCAUGGCUAAAACUUACAUCCCAUAUUCACUCACAGAUCCAGAACAAUUUGUUUUCAUAUAAUUUUGAGUCAGACCAACAAUUACAUUUGGAGUAAAUGCAUGACAGGAUUCCUCACUUUAUUCUGUAGCAUAUUCUGAAUAUCCAACAUGACAAAAGACAUAUAUUGUAGCCAGAAAAAAAAAGACUGUUGAGCCAUUGCAUGCUUAGUAGCAGUACCACUCAGGGGUCAAAUCAGAUUCCUUCACAGAUAUUAGAGAAUGAAGUGUUGCUUGCAACCAGUGUGUGUUUGCAGGGUGAAAGGCUAACUUUACUGUGACAAUCAUUUUUGAUUCCCAGUGAUUAUUGAGUCAUCAUGUCAUCGUUUAUGUAAGCGGUGGCCUCACGCACAAGUGUGACCAGUACUGGGAAGCUAAAUGCAAGUUCAAGAAAAAAGUUCACUUAGUGUCACUUCACAUGUUGUCCAUCGGCAUUAGAGGAUCAUAUUGUGUCAACAUGGGGAAAAGAUCACAGAUUUUAGUGUGACCUAGCAGAUGAUACUGUUAUACAGUACAUAUUUCUAACACGCUAGUAUUUUUUUUAAUUAUCCGUGAUAUAUCUACUGUGUUGGCAUAGGACAAAAAUAGAAGGACUGCCAGUACAAAAGAAAUCUUUUACGUUGGUGUUUUGGUCUUAUAGAGUCUCAAUGAGUGUAAGUCUACAAUGAACUUCAGACACAAGUGAAAACACUACAGGAUUACAUGAAUGUACAGCUUGCAACUAUUUGUAAUAAGCUCUCUGUUAUCUCCUGUUAUGAAAAUGACAAUAAGCCUGCAAAUGAUAUUCACUUUAAAAGCAUUGUGUAUGACAGCAUUUACAGAUUUUCUACUGUGUUUCCU
Molecule: messenger RNA, 7285 nt
Organism: Xiphias gladius (swordfish)
Lineage: Eukaryota; Metazoa; Chordata; Actinopteri; Istiophoriformes; Xiphiidae
Gene: alpk3b
Product: alpha-kinase 3b
Exons: 14
Coding region: 133-5067 (1644 amino acids)
Biological process (GO): protein phosphorylation; cardiac muscle cell development
Cellular component (GO): nucleus
Molecular function (GO): ATP binding; protein serine/threonine kinase activity
Source: RefSeq, a predicted model, not a curated record